Messenger RNA from Medicago truncatula (barrel medic), 2449 nucleotides. RefSeq names its product cation/H(+) antiporter 15. The transcript has 3 exons. Gene Ontology annotation, cellular component: membrane; endomembrane system. The record is from RefSeq and is a predicted model, not a curated record. Gene Ontology annotation, molecular function: antiporter activity. Lineage: Eukaryota; Viridiplantae; Streptophyta; Magnoliopsida; Fabales; Fabaceae. The coding region runs from base 1 to 2400 and encodes 799 amino acids. Gene Ontology annotation, biological process: regulation of pH; proton transmembrane transport.
AUGGAGUCAAGGCAAGACAUUAGCAAUAGCAACAAUUCUAUGCCUGAUGAUGGAACUGAGUCACAGUUUGGAGGAUCUUUCAUAUGUCAUACAAUUAAUCAUAUCAACUCUAGGGGGUAUUGGUUAGGAGAAAAUCCACUUGCUUAUUCUGUCCCUCUUUUCUUGAUCCAAGUUUUUCUCAUGUUCAUUUUCACACAGCUUAGUUACGUUAUUCUCAGGCCAUUUGGACAAUCUUGUUUUGUUUCUCAGAUUCUUGGAGGUGUGACACUAGGUCCUUCAAUUCUUGGUCACUAUUCAGCAUUUGCGAACACUUUCUUCCCAAUAAAAGGAAGAACUGUGCUUGACACAUUAGCAUUUUUUGGAUUCAUGUUAUUCAUCUUCCUACUUGGGGUAAAGAUAGAUCCAACCAUCAUUUUCCGAUCAGCGAAAAGGACGUUUGCCAUUGGAAUUUUAGGCUUCUUUGUUCCUUACAUAUUUGGCGGAUCGGUUGUUUAUAUCAUCGACCGCUUUGUAUCAUUGGAUAAUGAUGUUUCGAAGGUGCUUCCUAUAGUGGUAGAAAUUCAAUCUAUCACAGCCUUUCCAGUAAUUUCGUGCUUUCUUGCUGAACUUCAAAUCCUCAAUUCAGAGAUCGGACGGUUGGCUUCGUCAUCUUCGCUAGUAUGCGAUGUUUGCUUUAGUUUAGUUUUGAUAAUGAAGUUUGCUGCAAAUAUAUCAACAACGAAGUCAAUAGGAGUAUCUAUUGGAUUGAUCUGUUCAACCACUCUUCUUGUUUUGUUCAUAGUUUUUGUUGUUCAUCCAGCUGCAUUAUAUGCUAUUCAUCACACACCAGAAGGAAAACCUGUUCAAGAAAUUUACAUUUGUGGAACUCUUAUAAUACUAAUAUUCUGUGGAUUCAUCGGUGAAGUUAUCGGCGUAGAUGCAAUUUUUGUAUCAUUUAUGGUAGGGUUGGCUAUACCAGAUGGUCCUCCAUUAGGUGCAGCAUUGGUAGAUAAACUAGAGUGUUUUGUUUCAGUUGUGCUUUUACCGAUACUUUUCGUGGUCGUUGGAUUGAGGACGGAUGUUUUUGCAAUACAGAAGAUGAAGAAUUUGGGAAUUAUUCAGUUGAUUAUUUGCGUUGCUUUUUUCGGUAAAAUUGUUGGGGUUUUAUUGCCUCUACUUUUUUGUAGGAUGCCAUUUAGAGAUGCUCUUUCUCUUGGUCUUAUAAUGAACUGCAAAGGCACAGUUGAAUUGGCAUUGUUGAUCAACCUGAGAUUAAAAAAUGUUCUGGAUGAUGAAUUGUUUGCAAUUAUGGUUCUUACUUUAGUGCUUGUAACCGGCAUUGUGUCGCCUAUUGUGAAAGCUCUAUAUGAUCCUUCUAGAAGGUUUCUUGCUUAUAAAAGGAGGACAAUAUUGCAUCACCAAAGCGAAGAAGAAUUGCGCAUACUAGCUUGCAUUCACAAACCAGAUAAUGUAUUGGCUGUUCUGAACCUCCUUGCAGCUUCGAAUGCAACUGAAAAAACCCGCAUAGAUUUAGUUGUACUGCAGCUAGUUAAGCUUGUUGGAAGAGCAGCCUCCGUGCUUGUUGCCCACAUACCGCGAGAAAAGCCUAGCGAAAGAAUCUUCAAUGCAUUCAGCAAAUUUGAAGACGCUUAUAAGGGAAAGGUAUCAUUGCAUUGCUAUAAAGGUAUCUCACCCUAUGCUACAAUGCACAAUGAUGUUUGCUACUUGGCACUUGAAAAAAGAAUAACUUUCAUAAUCAUACCUUUCCAUAAACAAUGGAUAAUCGGAGGUAUGGCCGAGUCAACUUUCGCAUUCAAGCAACUCAACAAAAACGUUCUCGAGAAAGCUCCUUGCUCGGUCGGUGUCCUAAUCGAUCGUGGCAAUCAGAAGAAAUUUUGGUGCGGCUAUUUGAACGAAUCAACAUAUCUAGUCGCAGUGCUUUUCUUUGGAGGCCCAGACGAUAGAGAAACGCUCGCGUACGCAAAACGUAUGAUGGAUCAACCUAAUGUAAAUAUUACUCUCUUUCAUUUUUCAUCGUCUUCGAAAGAUUUUAUUGGUGGUUCAGAUAGAAGCAAAAAGCUUGAUACUCAAAUAUUGAGUGAGUUUAGGUUGAGUGCUUUUAGGAAUGAUAGGGUUUCUUAUAAAGAAAAUGUUGUAACAAAUGGAAGAGAUGUGCUUUCAGUUAUUGAAUACAUGGAUAGUUUUUAUGAUCUUGUUAUGGUUGGAAAGAGGCAUGAAGAUUCAAAGUUGAUGUCUGAACUUGGAAAAUGGAAGCAUGGUGAGUUGGGAACUGUAGGAGAGAUUCUUGCUUCUUUGAAUAUUGGAGAUAAAACUUCAGUUUUAGUUGUGCAACAACAAAUUAAAUUUUGGGGGUCACGUGAUCAAGAGGAGUCUACACAUUUGAGAAGAGUAAAUGUAUAGCAUUGUUUAGGAUUUGACAAAAAGAAACAUUCUUAUGUAUACACUUAGU